AUGACACUCAUCCGGUUCUCGGAUAGGUGUUUCAUUGUCUAUUGCACUACCCUUGUUUGUGUUUUAGCCAUUUUCUUACCACCAAUUGCCGUCUUCAUGGCCCGUGGUUGGGGUUCCGAAUGUAUCCUCGACAUUGUUUUGACCAUUUUAUUCUUCUUCCCAGGUAUGUUAUAUGCCUUGUGGACCGUCCUACAAGACUAA
Molecule: messenger RNA, 201 nt
Organism: Kluyveromyces marxianus DMKU3-1042
Lineage: Eukaryota; Fungi; Ascomycota; Saccharomycetes; Saccharomycetales; Saccharomycetaceae
Gene: PMP3
Product: Pmp3p
Exons: 1
Coding region: 1-201 (66 amino acids)
Cellular component (GO): membrane
Source: RefSeq, a predicted model, not a curated record